UUAAUAAUAAUGUGUAAUAGGCAGCAACUGGCUCGCUCGCUGGAUAAUGACGGAUGGGAACGACGACAGGUGACAACAGCGGAACUUUGGGAAACAACGUACGGGGAUUAUCCCUUGAACUAAUCGCAAUCGGGCAAAUAAGGGUACUCCUUUGGAUUGUUAUUGACAGGGUUUCUUUCCCAGGUCGAAAGAGAGUCAUGGAAAGUCACGGAAUUUCUACUAUCAGGCGAAAAUGGUUAUUUUUCUUUUUCUCUUUAUUGCUAUGGCGCUGUCGUUGCUCCGUGUGGUUGGAGCAGCUCUUGGUAUGUUAAUUGGGCAUGCAUGUAUGUAGUAUGUUUUUGUUCACGCGCGCGGGGGCUCAGGUCGCUCGCACUCUUUUGCGCACGGAAUAUUCCACCGUAUCGCUAUGGGCUGGGCUUUAUCCAUUUAGGGCAAUUCGCACACGUUUCAUGGGUCCCGCCAUGGCAGUCACUAAGAUGCUAAGCCCGGAUGUUAUUAGUCCAGGCGGUAGC
This is a messenger RNA of Aspergillus welwitschiae, 512 nucleotides long. RefSeq lists its product as uncharacterized. NCBI's taxonomy places the organism in Eukaryota, Fungi, Ascomycota, Eurotiomycetes, Eurotiales, Aspergillaceae. Bases 54 to 311 code for a protein of 85 amino acids. The transcript has a single exon. The record is from RefSeq and is a predicted model, not a curated record.